This is a messenger RNA of Scheffersomyces stipitis CBS 6054, 1776 nucleotides long. RefSeq names its product putative ATP-dependent RNA helicase (gene DBP6). The transcript is spliced from 2 exons. Gene Ontology annotation, molecular function: nucleic acid binding; ATP binding. NCBI's taxonomy places the organism in Eukaryota, Fungi, Ascomycota, Pichiomycetes, Serinales, Debaryomycetaceae. Gene Ontology annotation, cellular component: nucleus. Bases 1 to 1776 code for a protein of 591 amino acids. The record is from RefSeq and is a predicted model, not a curated record.
AUGUUUGGAGCCAGAUUCGAUCCCACGGCUGAUGACCUGAGCUCGGACGAAAGUGAAGAAGAAAGUGAAGAAGAAGAAAACGAAAACGAAAACGUUGUGAACAAUGACGUAGCCAAGGAUAUUGAUUCUGUAGAAAGCGAAGAAAGUGAAGAUUCGGACCAUUCCAAUGAUCCUAAUGAUGCUAUGGAUGUUGACUCAGAAGUAAAUACCGAAGUCGAUGUGGAUUAUGUCUCCAAAUACAAAAGUGUUUUUGACAAGUUCAAAAAGUCUGUUCCUGAGACGAAGAAAAUCGAUUCUGAGUCCAGUUCGGAAGAAGAAGAUGACGUAGAAAUGCAAGAUUUGAUGCCUUUACCACAGCCAGCACUUCCCCGAGACAAACGAUUAAUAUCUUCCAAUUCACAUCUUAAAAACUUAGACUGGUUAGCUACUCCCAUCUACGCUAGUCCCGAAGAUAGUAAACCAUUUAGUGAAUUCGAAAUUUCUCCGUUUCUUCUCAAGAAUCUUGAACGAGACAAUUUUACCACCGCAUUUUCGGUCCAGAUAGCCAUUAUGGAUAUUCUCUUGCAUGAUAUCAAGCGGAACAGAUUGGAACCAGACGUUAAAGGAGAUAUUCUUGUCAAUGCUGCUACUGGUUCUGGUAAGACUUUGGCGUAUCUGAUUCCCAUUAUUGAAGCUUUACAUAAUCGUGUUGUACCGCGAGUACGAGCUAUCGUCUUGGUCCCUACAAAACCGUUAAUAAACCAAGUCAAAGCGACUUUUGUACAGUUAUCUAGAGGCACCAAUCUUUCUGUUGUAAGUCUUAGAAACGAUGUCUCUAUCAAGGAAGAAGGGAUUAAAAUUGUAAAUAGUCCUCCGGACAUCAUAGUGUCUACUCCAGGGAGAUUGGUGGAGCAUAUUUCUAAUAAGAGCAUUAAUCUUAAUAGCUUACAAUUCUUGGUGAUAGAUGAAGCUGACCGGUUGUUGAACCAAUCGUUCCAGAACUGGUGUCAAGUAUUGAUUUCCAGCUUAGAAGGCGAUGUAAAUAUUGCUGAAGAGUGGAAAAUCACUCCGCAAAAGUUAAUUUUCUCAGCCACUCUUACCACGGAUUCUGGUAAGCUCUCGGCGUUGAAAUUUCAGAAGCCUCGUCUUGUAAUUGUUAACGACAGAAAGCAACUCGUUAACGAAAUAUUUAAUGUUCCUUCAUCUCUUUCCGAGUACACCAUCCAGUUUGGUACAGCCAAGGCGUCUAUAAAGCCAUUGAUUUUGGCCAAGUACUUGCUUGAGAACAAUAAGUUGUCGAACGUAUUGAUUUUUACCAAGUCCAACGAAGCUUCUAUCAGAUUGUGCAAAUUGUUAGAGUUGAUGUUUGGCAAGUUGCACCCAAGCAUGAACAUAGCCUAUAUCAACUCUACCAACAAUAAGAGUGCCAUCCGUACGAAGAUCUUGAAGGAUUUCUCAACCCAGAAGAUCAACAUCUUGGUAGCUACAGAUUUGAUUGCUCGUGGUAUAGAUAUUCUAUCUAUUACCGAUGUGAUCAACUACGACUUGCCCAACUCAUCCCGUGAGUAUGUUCAUAGAGUUGGGCGUACAGCCAGAGCCAACCAGACUGGCCAUGCUUACACUUUGUGUUUCGGUAAGGGAGAAGCUAAGUGGUUCAAGAAGAUUAUUCUGGAUGUGGGUCGUGGUGACAAGACAAUUGAGAAGGUAGAGAUUGAGCUCAAGGAGCUUAUCGUUGCGGAAGAUGAAAAUGUAUAUAACGAAUGUUUGGAAUCCUUGCUGAAGCAGGUAUUCCACUAG